UUAAUGUAAAACACGUUACUUCCGGAGUAUUAAUAGUUGCUUCCGUAUUUCCUCCUACUGUCGCACCGGGUAGCGCAAUAUUUCUCCGCUCAGUUAUGGACACUACUCCUGCAAAAAAUAUGUUAAUUUGUCAGCCAGCUCACGAAACAGUGAAUUUUGCAAUCGAAACUAUUAAAACAUUCGACCAAAGUGACCUUCGUAUUCGUGAUGGUAUGAUAUUGACGGGUUUCGUACUUUUAAUAAUGGCAACUUUGACCUAUUGGGGUGAUAGAAAAUCCAGAUGUGAGGUUUCACGCGCAAGAAUAUAUGUUGCUCUUUAUGCCUUUUGCACAGCGCUUUUCGCCUUUAUCCGCGCAAUAAUUGAUACAAACAAGGUGCUUUUGAUUGGUGCUGCUACACACAACACUUUCGAAAGGGGUUUAUUUGGAUGCGAUUACUUCAUGCUCUUCAUCUAUGCAUAUAGACUCUACUAUUCAUCUGAUAAUAGUCCUGGUCACGAUAUCUUUAAAUAUGGCUUGUACGCCUCCAUUUGGUACUUUGGGCAAAUCUACACUCUAAUUGGCUUAGGCCUUGGUAUUCACGAAUGGGUUGCACUCGCAUUUGAAUGGAUGUUGAUAUUUAGUACAGUGCCAACAUUUUAUUUCAAUCGCAUUGUUGUCUUGAAAUGGAAAGAAAUGAUUCACAAUGUGGAACACCCUGAAACAAAGGUUUCGCAACUGAUAACCUCAGAUCCGAACGAAGAAGGUAGAAGUGAAAAAGACUCAUUACUUGAUUCCCCCGAAAAAAUUCAACAGGAUGAAGAUCUUUGUGUGAAUAUCUCAAAUUCUCACAAGUACUACAUUCUUGGCAUCUGUCUCGUAUUAUCCUGGAUUACAAUUUUUGGCCCCCUCAUUAUACCUGAAUGUUUGGCUCAACUUGAUGCUGUUAAACCUACUCUUCCAUUAGGCCCAACCAUCCUGUCGUUCCCUGAGAUUCCGUCCACUGCGGUCACUGGUAUGACCAUCAUCAAUACUGCACCCAAUAAUAAAAAAGCAUUACUCGAAGAACUGCAACAAGCAAUUUUUGACCAACCUUAUUACAAUUCGCUUGUAGAGAGCAUGCAAUUGAUCGGACCUUUCCAAGUUGUAAAACCUGGCUUCCUUGUCUCUGGACUAUUGACUAUGGUAUUCCAGUUUACCGUUAAUUGUCCAAUUGAUUAUGUUUGGCCUAAGAUCAGCAACUUCUCUGAUUCGACUUUCGUGUUGGGCGUAAAAAAAACAAACUUGGAGGCUCCUGACGUCAAAGUGAUGGUCCUCGAAAACGAUCAUUUAGUCAAGAUGAGAUUAUUAAAGAUGGAUAAUGACAACCACCAAUGGAUUCAGCAAAUGGUCUCUGGAUUACCCUUCAAGGCAUACACUGUCACGGUUACCUUGACUCCUGGAAAGACGGGUCUUCAGAAUAUGACCUUGUCGCAUUAUUUAGCAGAAUUUAUAAGUUCAGAUGAAAUGAGCAACAUCGAAGCUAGGAACUUCUUGUAG
Molecule: messenger RNA, 1517 nt
Organism: Diversispora eburnea
Lineage: Eukaryota; Fungi; Glomeromycota; Glomeromycetes; Diversisporales; Diversisporaceae
Source: the annotation of a GenBank genome assembly